AUGGCAGAGAGCUUUGCUCGGAUAUUUAAUUUCUCUUUGAUAGCCAGCGGCGACUCUGUGCACAUUACCUCUCGGUGGUCGAUCCCCAAGACUUACUUCAACGAACCCGGAUACAGCGCCAACGGCUACGUUUUAUUUCGGCCCGAGUUCCUCAAAGUCACCACCUACCCCUUCUCCUACGACGUGUCUGCUUUCGUGGUCCCGAAGGCGCAGCAGAUGCCCAUGUGGAUGAACGCCAUACUGCCGUUCACCUUCGAGACCUGGCUCGCCUACGUCCUCUUCACCACCGCCGUCUCCCUCGCCUGCUACUUCCUGUCCUGCUACGUGCUGCACGCGGAGGUGCCCAACUUCCAGCCCCUGGAGAUGUUCCGGCUGUUCAUCGUCGGCGCCUCGGAGUACCCUCUGGGGUCGUCGUCCCUGCGGCUCUUCUUCGCCGCCAACGUCAUCUUCAACAUCGUCUUCAACAACGCGUACACGGGCUCGUUCUCCAGCUACAUCAUGGUGCCGCAGUUCUUCAAGGACUUCGAGAGCCUGGAGGAGGCGGUGGCGGGGUCUCUGCGGGUGGCCAUCGCCUUCAACGUGGCGUCCAAGAACUCCAUCAGCACCUCGGAGCUGGCCACGGGCGCCGACAUCUCCGACCCCAAGACACAGCUCAUCAUGAUGAACUCCGUGUUCGUGGACACGUACGCGUCGGCCGUGCAGAUGGCGAAGACGGCGCGCAACGUGUGCGUCAUGAGCACGGGCCUGGUGGGGCUGUUCGACGCCUACAGCCGCGACAACUACGACGGCAACCGGCCCUUGCUGCACGUCAUCCCGGGCGGCAUGAUGUCCCUCAUGUACACCUACAGGACGAGGCCCCGCUUCCCCUUCCGGUCGUGGCUGACCGCCUUCGUGGUGGGGCUGCAGGACCUGGGGUUCGCGAACAAGGGUCGCCAGGAGCUGGUGUCGUCCAUCAUCUCCAGCUCGUCCCUCGCCGACAUCGGCGACGAGAUCACGCCCCUGUCGCUGGAGCACCUGCAGACCUACUUCUACCUCCUGGCCGUGGGCGUCUGCCUGAGCGUGCUGGUGUUCCUCCUGGAGACCGCGUCUGGGCCCGUGGUGCGCAGCGCGGUGCUCGUGUACCUGCACGUCGGCCGGAGGAUCAGGGGAGCAGCCUGA
Bacillus rossius redtenbacheri is the source of this 1158-nucleotide messenger RNA. RefSeq lists its product as uncharacterized. Bases 1 to 1158 code for a protein of 385 amino acids. NCBI's taxonomy places the organism in Eukaryota, Metazoa, Arthropoda, Insecta, Phasmatodea, Bacillidae. The transcript has a single exon. The record is from RefSeq and is a predicted model, not a curated record.